CGUCCGCAUCUAGGGAUUCCUCUCUCCCGGAGCGCCGCCGCCGCCGCCGCCAUGGGCUCCGGCGACGAGGCCACCACCUCCAAGCACCACCGCCGCGACAAGGACAAGGACAAGGACCGCGACCGCUCCUCCUCCCGCCACCACCACCGCGACAAGGAGAAGGACCGCGAGCGCGAGCGCGAGCGCUCUUCCUCCUCUCGUCACCACCAUCACCACCGCGAGGACAAGGACGUGGAGAGGGAGAGGGACCGGGACCGCCACCACAGGGACAAGGAACGGGAUCGCGAGGAGCGCAAGGCGCGGGGGCGGGAGAAGGAGAAGGAGAAGGAGAAGGAGAAGGAGAAGGAGAAGGAGAAGGAGAGGGAGCGGGCGCGGCGGCGGGAGGAGAGGGGCCGCGAGGAGUCCUCGCGGUCGAGGAGGCGGGGGGCGGACGAGGGGGAGGAUGAGGGAGAGGAGGAGGACCGCCACCGGAAGCGCCGCCGCCGGUCCUCCGGCCACCACCAUGACUCGGAGACGGAGGCGGCGGGGCCGUCCUCGGCGGCCGCCAGGGAGGUUGAGGAGGAGGUGGAUGAGGAGGAGGCUGAGAGGCGGCGUCAGAAGAGGAAGGAGGAGGAGCAGAAGCGGCUCGACGAGGAGAUGGAGCUCCGCCGCCGCCGUGUCAAGGAGUGGCAGGAGAUGAAGCGGCUCGAGGAGGAGGCAAAGCGCCUCGAGCAGGAGGAGGAAGCCAGAGCUGGCGAUGGCGCUUCUACCGCUGCCGCUACUACCACUGCAGAGGCCAACGGCGAUGGCGAUGCCAAUGCUGGGAAGAAGUGGACUUUGGAUGGGGAGGAGUCGGAUGAGGAGGGGAGCAAGGAGGAUGCCGAAAAGACACAAGAUAGUGGUGGUGUCACUACCGAUUUGCCGAAUGUGGUCAAUGACGCAAAUGGCGCCGCUGCUAUGGAGGAGGAUGACAUUGACCCGCUCGAUGCAUUCAUGAACUCUAUGGUGUUGCCAGAGGUUGCAAAGCUGGAGACUGUUGUGGCAUCAAUGGGAAGCACGCCUGCUGCCAACAUGGAUGACAAGAAUGGUAAGAGUACUGUGAGCAAUGGGGAUAAGAAAGUGCCAAAGAAGGCAAUGGGGAGAAUUAUGCAAGGGGAUGAUUCGGACUCUGAUUAUGAUGAUGACGAGGAUGACGAGGGUGGAUCCGAAGAUGAGGAUGAUGAGGAGUUCAUGAAACGUGUCAAGAAGACAAAGGUAGAAAAGCUGGUAAUAGUCGACCAUUCGAAGAUUGACUACCAGCCAUUCCGGAAGAAUUUCUACAUUGAGGUGAAGGAUAUCACAAAGAUGACAGGCGAGGAAGUGGCUGCCUACAGGAAGAAUCUGGAGCUCAAGGUGCAUGGUAAAGAUGUGCCCAAGCCAAUAAAAACUUGGGUGCAGAGUGGGCUGACCAGCAAGCUCCUCGACACCAUUAAGAAGCUUGGUUUUGAGAAACCGAUGCCUAUACAGGCACAGGCAUUACCUAUCAUAAUGAGUGGGCGUGAUUGUAUAGGAAUCGCAAAGACUGGAUCAGGCAAGACUUUAGCGUUUGUCCUGCCAAUGCUGAGGCAUGUGAAAGACCAGCCACCUGUUGUGCCUGGAGAUGGCCCUAUUGGGCUCAUUAUGGCUCCCACCAGAGAGCUCGUGGUGCAGAUACAUUCAGACAUAAAGAAGUUCUCGAAGGCACUUGGCAUCAAUUGUGUACCUAUCUAUGGAGGUUCAGGGGUUGCCCAGCAGAUCAGUGAACUAAAGAGGGGUGCUGAAAUUGUUGUUUGUACACUGGGCAGGAUGAUCGAUAUCCUUUGCACCAGCAGUGGGAAAAUCACUAACCUUCGGAGAGUUACAUUCUUGGUGAUGGAUGAAGCUGAUAGGAUGUUUGAUAUGGGCUUUGAGCCUCAGAUUACUCGGAUAGUACAGAAUACACGCCCAGAUAGGCAGACAGUUCUUUUCUCUGCUACUUUCCCUCGGCAAGUGGAGAUACUGGCACGUAAGGUGCUGACAAAGCCUGUUGAGAUCCAGGUGGGAGGAAGGAGUGUUGUCAACAAAGAUAUCACACAACUGGUUGAGGUACGACCAGAAAACGAGAGGUUCUUGAGGCUGUUGGAGCUGCUUGGAGAGUGGUUCGAUAAAGGCAAAAUUCUUGUUUUUGUCCACUCUCAAGAUAAAUGCGAUUCUCUACUCAAAGACUUGUUUCAGCGUGGAUAUCCAUGCCUAUCUUUACAUGGUGGAAAAGAUCAAACUGACCGUGAAUCAACUCUUGCUGAUUUCAAGAGCAAUGUAUGCAACUUGCUGAUUGCUACCAGUGUUGCAGCUAGGGGUUUAGAUGUGAAGGAGCUUGAGCUGGUUGUGAAUUAUGAUGUCCCUAACCAUUAUGAGGACUAUGUUCAUCGUGUUGGGCGAACUGGUCGUGCUGGCAGGAAGGGCUUUGCUGUCACUUUUAUUUCUGAGGAAGAGGAGCGGUAUGCACCAGAUCUUGUCAAGGCUUUGGAGCUCUCUGAACAGGCUGUUCCAGAGGACUUGAAAGGCCUAGCUGAUCGUUUCAUGGCAAAGGUGAAGCAGGGAACAGAGCAGGCCCAUGGAACAGGGUAUGGCGGAAGUGGUUUCAAGUUCAACGAAGAAGAGGAUGAAGCACGGAGAUCUGCAAAGAAGGCUCAGGCAAGGGAAUAUGGAUAUGAGGAGGAUAAGUCAGAUUCAGAUUCUGAUGAGGAAGGAGGGGUUCGUAAGGCUGGAGGUGACGUUGCAGCACAAGCUAUUGCUGCUGCCCAAGCUGCUGCUGCUUUGGCUGCAGCCAAGGCUGCUAGUAAUGCCAACCAGCAAGUACCAGGCACCAAUGCAGGGUCCUUGCUUUCUAUACCCGUUGUAGCCAAUGCUCCAAAUAAUGAGGCCACAGCACGUGCACUUCAGGCUGCAUUGAACAUUCAGCAAAAUUUGGCACGGAUACAGGCACAUGCAGUCCCAGAACAUUAUGAGGCUGAACUUGAGAUUAACGAUUUCCCACAAAAUGCGCGUUGGAAGAUCACUCACAAAGAGACUUUGGGUCCUAUUCAGGAUUGGACUGGAGCAGCGGUCACUACAAGGGGAACAUAUAUUCCACAAGGGAAAAUUGUUGGUGCAAAUGAGCGCAAGCUGUACCUGUUCAUUGAGGGACCCACGGAAUUAUCCGUCAAAAAGGCAAAAGCAGAAUUAAAACGUGUCCUUGAGGAUUGUGCCAAUCAUGCUCUGAACCUUCCUGGUUCUGUCCAAACUGGAAAGUACUCUGUUAUUUGACCUGCAGAGCUGUUAACAAACCGACUACUUAUCAAAGAUGUAGUUUUUUCUCAUGAAGGUCUCUCCUCGAAGCUAGAGUGACUGCCAUUCUAGUCUUCCUCGACAACGUUGUCAUCUUGCAAUCUGUGUUCUGAGAAGCUGGAUAACUGGUACAAUAGGAGGUGGCUUUGUGGAAGUUACAGUCUUACUGAUUACAUCACCUGAAUGAUCAUGCCAGAUAGCGCACUAUAUUGUGGCCUACCUGAAAUGCAGGCAAAGCCAUAUUCACCAGCCAGACAAGAAGUCAUCAUCCUAGGCUUACAGUUUGAUGGAGAGCCAGGCUCCUCACAACUGCGUUGCUGAUAAUCGCAGUUGCGAUUUCCAGUUAAAUUUGUUGAAACCACAUGACUUGUUAUUCUUAGCUAGGGAUUAGAGUGAUCAAUGUUUGUUGAGUAGAACAACUUGUUUGUGCAAAUGCCAUUAACUUGAUGCUAAAAAUGAAAUUUGGUCAAUUUUACCGGGUGUUUGAUUUCCUUGGUUUACCAUUUGAGGUAGCUGUUUAAUUCUAUAAAGCAGGUUUUUUUCAUAACUGAAUGCUUCAUAUGCGAUUAAAAAAAUAAUUAGCCGGCAUUGUUGUUUUUUGUGCGAUAGAUUAGGCAGGUAAACAGUAAACUCCAACGGAUGAACACAUUCUCGCGCACUUAAUCAAUUAUCAACACUGACAACUUACAAAGGUGUUUAACUCUUUGUCACCUAUCUAAAGUUUGCAGAUGAAUUCAGAAUCUGUUUAAGGAAGUCCAAUCAAUAUGAAGUCUUUUUUUUUUUUUUGACUGUAAUCAAUAUGAAGUCUUGACCUGCAAAAACUAACACAUGCAGAAGCUCUGCUUUACAUUCUAUAUAUUUUGAUCUGCCCAAGUAGAGUAAGCAACAAGAGAGGACAGAAACAAUUCAACAGCUAUCACAUUUCAGUAACUUGCAAUAUCUAGGCAAAACAAUUCUCAUCAAGUCAGACUUAUUACCUAUUUAUGAAUCUUGAAACAGGCGUUUCUCAAUGCCUCUGCUCUUGUCCAAGAACCGGACAGUGGAAAUGUGCUGGACUCUCAACUUGUCCUCACCCUGUAUCCGCUCCCUGAACUCAUCAUGCAUGUUCACCAGCAUCAAAUUCUGCAGUGUCAAGAGCAACUCAAUGCCAUGAGGCACCUCCUUGAGCUCAGUGUGUGCAGCUUGGGGAACCAGCCACUCCGAAAGAUGAUGCUCGCUCCAUCGUAUGCGUCUCCGAUCUGGAGUGUUUUCAGGUUGGAGAGAGAGGAGAUGGAGAUCAAUGGAUCAAUGUUCAUCCUACUGCCUGUAAGGUACAGCUCCUCGAGCUUAGCUCCAACUGUCUGAAAGAAAUUGGACUCCAUCACACUCUGAUGAAGCCUUCCGGUAAGAUGGAGUUUGCGCAAAUUCUUUGGUGGGGAGAUCAGUGCUUCAAAGCUGAUACCUUGAUUACCUUCAGCUGAAAGAACUUUCAGCGUGCGUAAAAACCGCAUCUUGCUGAUGGAUGCAAAGAGUUUGGGGUAGUGUUCUUCGGCCACAUCUUCGAUCGUUAAUGUUCUUAAUUGAGUCAUGUUCCCUAAAUGUUCAACAAGAUCCAUGUUUGCAAGAACACCCUUAAGAGUUUGCAGCUCCAUUGACUGCCAUACCACCUUUGGAGCUUCAACGCCUCUGGACUUCUCAACAAUUCCACAAUACAGUGGAGCACUCAACUUUCCUGCAAUCAUGUGCCUUAACCUCUUCAGCUUGGUGAUCCCAGUUGGCAACUUGUCUACAUUUGUAAGGUAAAUAUCAAGUGUUUGGAGAUUGAACAACUUGUCAACUGAUUGUGGCAGCUGCUUGAUCUUUGUUCUUCUCAAACCAAGGUAGCGCAAGUUAAACAAGCCUGACAAUUCUUCUGGCAGAAUUGUGAUUGAAACAUCUUGCAGCUCGAGAACAUUCAGAUACCUUGCACUUCUUGGUGUCCCCACAGAUGGAAAACAAGAACAAGUAACAUCGAAAUGGUAGAGCGAACGAAGUCGAGAAGGGUCUGAAACCGAGUUGAUUCUGUCAUUGUGCUCGUGUAUUGACAAUCAGCGACACCUGUAUUCAGGCUCACCAGGCUGUGUCAUGCAGAAGGUCUCCUUCUCUGAUAUGGAAAUGGCCAGCUCCCUCACAAUGUCAUGCAUUUGGAAUUCCUUCACCUUUCUGAAGUGCUUCCUCUCAACAACCUGUAGCAUGCAUCGGUCUAUCAGCUCAUUCAGAUGCUGCAGAACACAAAGGCAUUCUUUAGGUGGCUUGGUAAGUGUUUAUAACUCAGCUUCAGAAUCUUCAUCACCGAACUCAAUUCCUGGUCACGCAAUCUGUCGCGCAAUUCCCAGGUUAUCUGAUCAUCACACUUACUCCACUCUUCGGUAUCUUGUUUCUUGAAUGAGAGCAUGUUGCCCACGACCACAACUGCUAAUGGCAAACCAUCACACUUGCCCACAAUCUCUCUCCCCAAUGGCUCUAGUUCUGGAGGACAAGCUCUAUCCAUGUUGUUCUUGAAUGCCCACCUGCAAAAGAGACACCAAGAGUCUGCCUCAUUUAGCUUUUUCAGCUCAAGAACCUGAUCUUCGCUUGCUAAGGAGGCAACUUCUUUGAUCCGGGUCGUUAUUAUGACCUUGUUUUCAUUGCUGCUGCUUCCUACCGUGCCUGCUAGAUCCAUCCAAACAUCUGUGCACCACACAUCAUCUAGUACAAGCAAAAUUUUUCUUUGUUCUAAUGUUCUCUUCAGAAUUUCUACCAGAUCCCUACCAUCUAUGCUAUCAAUGUUGGAUGGGCACCGGCUUUGCAAGAUGUGCCGUACCAUCUUCCUCAUGAUGUCAGAGGCAUUGAACUUCUGAGACACUGUGAUCCAAACAUGGCAAUCAAACCGGUUCUUGAUUCUCUCAUCUUCAUAGAUGAUGUUGACAAGAGUGGUCUUCCCAGAUCCUCCCAUGCCCCAGACUGCGAUAACCGAUGUCAAUCUUGUUGUCGCACUUAACCAUCUGAUUAUCAUUGUUUUUUCUUGUUCAACACCCACCAUCUUAUCAGCUAGGUAGUAAGAAAGAUGAUGAGGAAGUCGGUGAUCUUCCUUGUCGGUUGAAACUCUACCGCCAUUUGGCAGCUGAAUCUCAUACUGCACCCGCAAAUUCUGGAGAUUCUGAAGGUGACAUUGCAAAUCCUUCAGGUCUCCAGCAAUCUUGUGCCAAGAAGUUUUCCCAAGUUUACGGAAGUAACUCAAGAACUCCCCAUUAAAGAACCUGCUCUUGUGCUUAACAGACAGACGAUGCUAAGACGGAUCCAAUUUUGCAUAGAACGGCGAAUACCACGCCUUGUGCCAUCUUGUUUUUAGCUGGUCUGGCACAAGGUUUGUGAAAUUGGAGAUUCUCAUUAAAUCAAAACACUGGUAUUUUGAGAAAAAAAAGUACGUUAUACUGACACAUAGCACUACAUCCAUAACAAUAUUAAGUUUUUCUUGAUAAAUAGUCCAAUAUUUUCAGAAGCAACAUAAACAUACUGGAAUUUGCAGUUAAUUAAUGUCUCUGUGUUGAAGCUUGUCCUUUUCUUUCUUUCCGUUUGGUGCACCCAAGUUGGAUUCUAUUAAAUAAAUUUUGUUAGCGUUGACUAUUUUCUUGAUGAGAUAAGCAUGUGUAUCAAAAUUGAUGACAAUAGAGGAAACACAAGGCAGAAGUAAGGUGCUCAUAUUCAUUAGAAUUAACAAACUUAUGACUGUCAAAUACUCAAUGUAAUUAAUCUUGCACAACUCUCCAGAAAUAGGUAUGCAUAAAACACAACUAGAAACUAUUCUGACACCCAAAUUGCCCCGAGUUCUUAUGUGAUUAUUACACACUUCUUUUGGUAUGAUCAUCAUGUGCUGUUAAUUUGCUUUAAACAUCAAAACUUCAACACGGAUUCUUCCAUAUUGAAUUAUCAGGUUAUUUACGCCGGGAUUUCUAUUCUAUUUGUUCCAUCAAACAGGACAGCUACACCAAAAUUUCCAUCAGGAGAGGAAUUGUUCAUCUUGUUCGUUCUUGGAAGUUGGAACAACAAUACCAAGAGAGUGAUAACUGUCUAACGCAUCAAGAUUUCUCUUUUUCUUUUUAAACCUCUGAAACAGAAAUGAUUUGACAGAGAAAUGUAACAACAUGUUGAAAGCAAAGGUGCAUACUGCUUAGUGCUUACCCCCUCUCUGGAGCCUGGCUAUCUUAGCCCUGGUUCCCUGGCGGUGGAAUCGUCUCGUCUGUGGUGGACAGCGGAGAGGAGAGCAGAGCAGAGAAGAACUGAACUGAGCUUGGGACUUCAGAGAGGCAGCUGCAGCUACUAUAUACAGAGCCCUUGUCAGUUGUCACUGUUAAGUUUGCUUUUGCUCUUUAUUAUUUUUUUCCCUCCAAAUGCAUGCAGACGCUCUUGUACAUUGGGAUGG
Messenger RNA from Oryza brachyantha (malo sina), 7723 nucleotides. Its product is annotated as DEAD-box ATP-dependent RNA helicase 42-like. The transcript is spliced from 6 exons. The record is from RefSeq and is a predicted model, not a curated record. Lineage: Eukaryota; Viridiplantae; Streptophyta; Magnoliopsida; Poales; Poaceae. Bases 52 to 3282 code for a protein of 1076 amino acids. Gene Ontology annotation, molecular function: RNA helicase activity; ATP binding; RNA binding.